AUGUUUCGUUCUGACCAACAUGCGCUCGCUGUCGCAGCCUUGACCGCACUUGGUGAAGACCUCGUUGGCAGACGAGGGCGCGUUGUCAUUAUGCCCGAUGCAGAUACUGAUGUAGCCAUAAACCCACAUGUGGACGUCGAUGCGCGUGGUCACAGGAGGCGGCGGUCCCGCUCAAGGAGCUCGCGAAGGACGAGGAAGAGGAGGGGCUCUGUUUCGUCCAGGUCCUCGACACGCACAAAUCGGACACUUUCGUCAUGCUCUAGCACAAAGUCGCUUAGCAAAGCAUCCAGGCGUUCGAAGACAGCAGAAUCAAAAGCGAAAUCAACGACUUCAAAGGCGGCUAGUGCGAAAGCAAUGUCGAUAGGUAGUGUAGCCAGUGCGUCGAGCCGAAGAAAGACGGUCGUAACAGUAGCGCCACACCCCAAGCCCGAAAAAUACGUACCACCACCCCGUGGAACGUUUCGGUCCUCUUAUACGCGCCAUCUUCGUGCGGAUGUUAUUGGUGCGCUAGUUUCAGAACUUGAAGGUUUGCAUAUGCCGGAGUCUGUACCUUUGCUUACCGAGAAGUCAGCAGAGGCAGGACACCAGCAAGAACCUGGUUCUUCUUCCACACAUUCGCAGAAGGAGGUCGCAAUACGUCCACCACUGUCUCUCGUGUUAACGCGUCCUAACAUCGGGCUCGAGGAUCUACCAACCCUCGCGCUUGCGGAGUUCGACUUCUUUUCAGCGUCGCGUUCGAGGAAUGCGCAGAUCAGAGAGACAAGUGAGGUAUGGGGCCGUAGCCCGGCUGCACCGUCGCCACCUGGUGUGCGUCGGUGGUUGAAAAAUGCAAGACAGCCGCCUAUUGGGACUGUUGAAGAGGUAGAGGAACGCUCAUCGCAGAACUCUGGAGAAGGAGGGAGAAGCGAAGCAGACAGUAAAUGA
This is a messenger RNA of Fomitiporia mediterranea MF3/22, 924 nucleotides long. RefSeq lists its product as uncharacterized. The coding region runs from base 1 to 924 and encodes 307 amino acids. NCBI's taxonomy places the organism in Eukaryota, Fungi, Basidiomycota, Agaricomycetes, Hymenochaetales, Hymenochaetaceae. The record is from RefSeq and is a predicted model, not a curated record. The transcript has a single exon.